GGCCGCCGCCCACCCGGUACACACAGCAUGUAAACAGUCCCCGCCGGGAGGAGCCCCGGGACCGGAGGGAGCCGCGCCGUCCGGCCCCGCCGCCUGCCCGAGAGCCCGCAGAGCCGCGCGCUGCCCGCCCGGGAGGAGGGCGCCCGAGGAGAGAGGAGGGCGGGCGGGCGGCGGAGGGAGCGGGAGGCGGGCGGCGCGCGAGGAGGCUGAGCGAGCGGCGGGCGCGGCGGGCCAGGAUGGAUUUCCAGCAGCUGGCUGACGUUGCGGAGAAAUGGUGCUCCAACACGCCCUUCGAGCUCAUCGCCACCGAGGAGACCGAGCGCAGGAUGGAUUUCUACGCCGACCCCGGCGUCUCCUUCUACGUGCUGUGUCCGGACAACGGCUGCGGGGACAAUUUUCACGUGUGGAGCGAGAGCGAGGACUGCCUGCCUUUCCUGCAGCUAGCACAGGAUUACAUCUCCUCCUGCGGCAAGAAGACGCUCCACGAAGUCUUGGAAAAAGUCUUCAAGUCUUUCAGACCUUUACUGGGGCUUCCGGAUGCAGACGAUGAUGCGUUUGAAGAGUACAGUGCAGAUGUGGAAGAGGAGGAGCCCGAAGCAGACCACCCCCAAAUGGGGGUCAGUCAGCAGUAACCUUCCGAGGGCUCCCACCUGAGAAGGAGAGUGAACCCCCUGGUACCUGAGGUGGGGUUGCGUGUUCCUGGGUUAGCAUUUUUGCAUUAGCACUUCGAAACAGGACGUCUGACUCCCAGCAUCCAAAUUAAAACUAGGUACCUUUUUAUUGACCGCAAAAUAUCUGGGAUGAGCUUUGCUCAGAAGUGACCUGAAUUUUACUCCCGUUUCAGUGGGUUUCUAUGGGGUUGUCUCGGUAGCCUUUGCCAUUUUGAAUUUAGAGUCCAUUUUGUGGCUGACUGUUCUCUCUUGAGUUUGUGUUGGAGAACUAACAUUACCUGACUCGAAUGUAGAGAACUCUGAAUGUAUUAAGGAUAUGUUUUGAGUCCUCAAAGGUGACAUUAUUGAGGGAAAGCAUGACAGAGAAGAAAUGCAGUCUGCACUUUUUAUGUACUUUUUAAAUGUCCAUGAGUGAAGGAAUUUGCUUAUAAAGCAUGAGUUUUAAUAUCUAGUCAUGAAACGGCACAAGUGCAAAUACAAGGGCAGAAAAGGAUAAUCACUUAGCUUUGGAUGAAGAGGGGAAGAGAGGCAGAGAAGCCUUUGUUGAAGUGUCCUGCCAUUACUAAGUUACCUGGAUAGAUAGCAGCUGGUUCAUGGUUAGUAUAAACAUUACUUUGCAUGUUCAGUUAUUUUAAAACAUGCUAAUUCCAAAGCCUCUUUUGAAAUCUAAUAGUGGAAAAUAUCAAUGGGGUGACAAAUGAUUGAUUUCUUUAAAAUCUCUAUAAACUGUCCCACAUGUGAAAUGAAACAUUUACAUUCUCUCUUUAUAACCGGAUGGCAACUUGUUAAAUCAUGAAAACACUCAGAAUCCAAGUGCCACUUAAACUUUGAAGCCGUAGAUAAAUUUAAUGGGGGAAAUAAACCAGGAUAAAAUUUUUUCAAACAUAUGAUGGAAUUCUUUAAUUUCUUAAUUUGUCUUUUAUUCCUUAAAAAAAAAAGGUCAAGAAAAGGAUCCCACUGUAUAAUUUAUUUAAAAAACUGUAAUCAAGUCCUUGGAGGGACCUAACUGUAGUGAAUUUUUAAAGCGAUAUGAAAGUGGGAAUCUUGCAGUCGUGGGUUAGCUUGGUUCAAAUGGGAAGUUUCAAUGAUCAAAAUACUAAGACAACUCACAGAAACAGCUACUUAAUAAUUGGAAACACUGUUGUCGUUACUUAGCCAACAAAUACUUACAAGGGAAGUCCUUUGUAAUGCUAACGUGGAAUUAUUUAAAGUAUUCAUUUUCUUGGACCCUUCUGGAUCUCUCAAAGCGGAAUGCCUCUUUCACAACCCUUGACUAAACAUAGCAUCUGGGGCGGGAAUGUUUUUAACAUGCAUACACAUGCCUGUUAGGUUGUCAUAGUUUGGGACUUUAAAAAACAAAAAACAAAAAAACAGCAGCAGCGGGCACAGAGUUUCUGGGAGUCUUGUGGAGCUUCCAGGCAUGUCAGUAUUAACCUGGUGAUCUCUCCAUUUUCUGCUUGAUUGAUUGGUGCCAUGGAGAGUGCGGCUACUUGUGGUAGAACAGGGUACUGGCGUUUUAAGUCAUGGUGGGGAACGUACAGUGGUUUCCAUCCAUGCUUCAGUACCCACAUUUUUUCUUUUCUUGGCAAAGCGUAUUGAAGGUUAAUUUCAAGUGAAAUGAAUUUCCUUCCGAGUAGCCUAUUCCCACCGCAAACCUUGAUGUUUCAUCCAGCGGGGUGAGCAUAUUCUGUGCUUUGCUCCCUUGCCUGUGUCCCCAUUGGCUCCGUACCUGAGCGCAGGUAGUUGUGAGCUGCAUUCUGUAGAUAGCACUCGGGUUUGGUAACCUCUGUUUUAACACAAUAGGCUGAAAGAAUGACUUCUGCCACUGGGAUGAAGAAGCUUGACUAGCUUGCUCCAUUUGAAGGUAAACUGGAAUUUUAUACAUAGAGGCUUAAAAGCUCAAUUUACAUAUGUUUGCAAAUGGAACAGACAUUAAUAUAAAAUGUAUUUUAUGAAAAAGCGUUUAGGCUUUGACCAAAUGCAUUUUGGUAUUAUUAUGUUAAUGUUCUAUUUAUAAAAAUUGAACUGAGAUCAACUCAGCCAUUCAGUGGGCUGAGGAGAAAUCUCGUCUUUGUUCUGCCCCAGGGGUUGAGGAUAACAGUACUGUGUGUUGCUUACUUUCAUGGCAAAACCCCGGAAGGCAUUAGCAAAUCGCACCGUUUCCUCCAAAACUUCCUUGUUUUCUGACGGUGCGGGCACCUCCCCGGCUGCCCUUGCUGCGGCACAUGCCCGUGCCCGCGCUCCCUCCCACCGGCCGUGGGUUCGCUGUUCGGCUUGUGGGUGGCAUUAAAGCUCGCCUGGCGCAGAGCUUCCCCCCUCCCGUGGGCAGUGAAGCGGGCAGCCGGCAGCCGGCGUUGUUUGGGAAGAGGUUCCGUGGUUUGACAAAUUCCUGACUUUCACAAACAGAUGAACACUUACAAAGAGGCAGUGUGGUGCGGUGGGAAGAGCAUGGACCCGGGAGUUGGGAGAGAGACUUGGGUUCCAGCCCUGGCUCUACCAGGGACUGCGUGACCUUGGGCAAGUCCCCCAACUCCCCUGAAACAAGGGCUGUUUGCCCUUCCUGCUUUCACCACUGUCGUUCCCUACCUGCCUUAUGGUGUGUGUGUACUAAGAGCAACAGUCAAGGAAACUUUUAGGGAAAGGAGAAGGAAAUACGUUUUGAAUCUUGCCGGGAGGCAGUCCUGAGCGUGCUGGCCACAGGACUACCUUAGAAUAUGUUUCUGCUGGUCUGUGAGUGUCUGGACCCCCUCGAGCCUGAUCCUGAGGGGCUGAUGACUUCCCGUUCCUUAGGCGGAGGACAAUGUCAGGCCUCAGAGAUGCAGAGACAGACUUGUCGCAGAGGUGCAGGCUCUGUCUGCUGAAGGCGUGGCUUUCCCUUGUGCCCCGACAGACUGCGGCUUUGGAAGUGGAGGGAGUUUGCAUGAAGAAGAGCUGGGAGAGAGUGAAAGGGGAGUACUUUGACUUUCUGUCAUGUCAUCCAGGAGAGAGAACGAGGAGUGAAAGAGAGAGACUGUGUGUGUGUGCGAGAGCGUGUGAGUGUGUGUGAACGUUGGGGGGAGGGGGAUGACUGAUGGCCUGUUGAUCACUGUGGGCCAGCCGUGAAGUCCUGCCUGUGAUAACCUUACCAAACCUUGAUCCUGGGCUUGAGUGAAUCACAGAGACAUUUUUCUUAUGGCCGCCUAGUCACUGGCUCUGCCUGAGAGUCAUACUGAGCACACUUUGGGGAACCGGAGGAUGAGUUAGGGAGCGAGGUGGGACCCCACACGACACCCGCCACCACUCCGGCUCUGUUACACUCACGUCUCCCAGGCUCGUGCAGUACGUAGGACUUUGGGUUUUUUUCUUUUUUUUAUAUGACUAGAACAUGAAAAGUCUCAUAUUUAGGAAUUUUCCCUGUGUCCUGGUGCCAGAAUUAGGUUUCCGGGGUCCUUAAGUGAAAAAUUUCUCUCCUCUCAUGGCUACGGUCAUUUUUCACAUACAAAUGGAAACUUUUCCUCCAGCACAGCGACAUCUCUAAAGAUUGUGUCUGUCUCAUAAGAGCACAAAGUGUGUGGACCUCGGGGAGCUAUGCUUCCAGAGCAUUGCUGGAAUUUAUAUUUUAGAAAUCUACCUUGCAUAUUAAAAUUCACAAGUUGGGAAACUGAUAUGAACAAAUCUGAUUUCCCAUGGUUCAGGAGGCAGGAAUAGGAAUAGGCAGGACUUACUCUGGGGUGGGAGGAGAUGAGAAAGGGAGAAUGGGAGAGUUAGGGUCUAAUUCUUUUAAAAAAGAGAGAAAAGAAGAAGCCGGAAGACAGGUAUUAUGUACGCGACAGGAGAACUGUUUUCACGGCUGUCCCGCUAGGAGCUGGCUUUACUCAAAGGGGCUGCCUGCACUUUGAGAGGCAAGGCCCGUGUUGGGGAUGGAUUUGUGGCUCUACAGAUGCCCCACAGCCAAGGACACAGCAGGUGUCCCGCAAAUCUGGUGUGGUUUCCCUCAGUAAACCCGCUGUCAGCCAGAGAAGCCCGUCUUUCCCAAGUGCGACCACGUCUGCGGGCUCCAAUCACCUGGCAGGUGGCAGGUGAACCAGACUUGAACUUGCUCUCAGUGUGGUUGAGGCCAUGGGUCAGGAAUGCCCUCGGGGGCUGGGCGGCAGAGCCCGCCUACUCCACUUGCUUCAGGGCUGUAGAAAGAGCACAGUUAAAACUCAAGUGGAUCGCAGAUCCCUCUUCCCUAUAGCGACUGUCAACCCCAAAGAGGGGCUCUGCCUACUAGUCUUCAGAUUACCAGAGAAGCCUAACAUUUUUAUUUAUUUAUUUUUUUUGAAUGAAACAUGAAUCCUCUUCCACAAAGAGCCAAUUAGUUAUCUUGGUUUUGUGACACCAGGUAUGACCUGAAAGGCUGCAGUCUUUUAGAUGUUAUUUAGAACAUCUACAACUUGCCGGGAUGCCCGUAGCCUCUGGUGUCCAUGGCAACGUGGGGUCCGUGGUAAAUAUCUAUAGCUCCCGUCCCCCUGGGUAAACCGUUAAACAAGAUGGUGUCAUUGAUAUUUUUAUUUAAAUUUGUAUUACAAAAAUAGAGGACCCAUGAGCAUCACAUGUUAGAAGCCUCAUUUACGGCACUGUGUGGCUGAAUAGACCCAAGCCAUUGGAGGCAAGCGCCAAGCCGCAUCAAAAUAAACACUUCAUUUACUAAGAACUGUAUUCAAGUGAUUCAGGCCCACCGAGAAAGCAGAUAGUCUGUUCUUUGCACAACUGCCUUUCCCUGGUUCUUUCUUUUGUUUUUGUUUCUUAAGAGUCAUUUUUUACAUUUUUUACUCUGAGUACCUUCUGAUAGCCAGGCAGAUAAAGACGCAGCAGUCCUGCGUACACACGUCACCUUUCUAGAGGAGAAAGCAAAUUGUCAGUUCUUGGGAAAAUCGGAAACGAUCUGUGAGCCAGCCUUCGUUUGUGUAUGAGAGCAGAGUUGAGCCAUCCAUGUGAGAAACAAAAUCAAGGAACAGUUUUGGGGUUCUUUUUCCUUAGGCAAAAAUGUUUCAUGCAGGGUGUGGAUGUUUUCUUUGCCUUUAUAUUUCCUUUCCAAGAAAUCUCUUGUAAAUGACAAAACUGUGAAAUGGGUUGCCAAAAAAACUGUUGCCCUUUGUUUUAGAUGCCUCAAACAGUGUAAAUCCUAAACUGAACCCUGUCCACAUCUGCUCCAUCCUCCCUCCCCAGAGAGUGAGGAUCUCAUCCACCAAUGUAAUUACCAUACGCUUGCUAUUAAAGAGCCUUCCAAACUCUG
Molecule: messenger RNA, 5928 nt
Organism: Mirounga angustirostris (Northern elephant seal)
Lineage: Eukaryota; Metazoa; Chordata; Mammalia; Carnivora; Phocidae
Gene: MTURN
Product: maturin, neural progenitor differentiation regulator homolog
Exons: 3
Coding region: 237-632 (131 amino acids)
Biological process (GO): positive regulation of megakaryocyte differentiation; regulation of signaling
Cellular component (GO): cytoplasm
Source: RefSeq, a predicted model, not a curated record